GUCGGCGACGGGCCGCGCCGCUCCGCCUGGCUUCUGGCUCGUCAUCAGCCUACCAGCCCGAGCGCUGACGAAAGUGCGCGCGCGCGCGACUUGGGGGCGGUUUGUUGUUGCGCGCGCCGGCGCGCCUACGGGUUGCGUGGAUAUUCAUACGUGGGCGCCCCGCGAUGUGCCUCGUCGUGGCGAAGCAACUCAUUGUGCCGCGCCGGCCGCUUGCUUGGGUCUACCUGGGGCGGCCGGUCCACGCACCGGCGCCGCCGGCAGACUACGCAGCCCCCCGGCGUGUUGUUUUCGUUCCGGGGGGGGCGCCCACAUCAGUUCCCCUUGGGGCAGUCGGGAGCCGCGGGCGGGGCCAAAGCGUGGCGGACUUAUUUUCGCCCCGUGUUUGUGGCGCGGAGAUUUGGCCCUGCCGUGUCAUCGCACGGGCCGACUCCUUUGCCUAUUUUUCCAAUUUCUUAGUCUUGUUAUGUGUUGUUGUUCGAGGGACAAUUAUCCGGCCGUCCAGCUAUGGCUAUCAAUCCAUCCGC
Amoebophrya sp. A120 is the source of this 524-nucleotide messenger RNA. NCBI's taxonomy places the organism in Eukaryota, Dinophyceae, Syndiniales, Amoebophryaceae. The record is from the annotation of a GenBank genome assembly.